Serpula lacrymans var. lacrymans S7.9 is the source of this 958-nucleotide messenger RNA. RefSeq lists its product as uncharacterized. The annotation marks the transcript as partial. The record is from RefSeq and is a predicted model, not a curated record. The transcript has 2 exons. Lineage: Eukaryota; Fungi; Basidiomycota; Agaricomycetes; Boletales; Serpulaceae.
UGGCUCGAUCAUUGCGAUUGGGUAUUGACCCGGGUCCACUUGGGGAUGGCGUAGGCUGCGUUGUCGAUCCUGGGCGAGGACUAUCUGAAGAUUUCCGUUCUCCUCCGGCACGUUGGCGACGAAUCUCUUCUUCGCGUUUACGAAAUUCUUCUUGUUGUCUGAACUGUUUCUCCUCCUCCCAGCGUUUGGCCUCUGCCUCCCGGCGAUUCAGUUCCUCCUCCCGUCGCUUUACUUCUUCCUCCCGACGCUUUACUUCUUCUUCCUUUAUCCGUGCAGCUUCCUCCUUACGCCUUGCCUCCUCUUCUUUUUCUUCCCUCUGACGUCUUGCUUCCGCCUCCCGCCUUACCUUCUCUUUCUCAGCCUUGCGUCUUGCCGCUUUGUUUUUUAUCUCUUCGUGUUUGGUCCAUUCCUCUUCUGCCACACGUCGCUCCUCCUUCUCUUUCUCUACGGCCUCGCGUGCACGUUGCUCCUCCUCCUCCUUGCGUUUAGCUUCCAGCAAGCGAUGUGCCUCUCUCUCUUUCUCUAUGGCCUCGCGCGCACGUCGCUCUUCCUCUUCCUGCAAACGUUGCGCCUCCUCUUCCCUACGUCUGACUUCUUGCAAACGCCGUACCUCCUCUGCAUUACGUCUGGCUUCUUGCGCCUCCUCUUCCCUACGUUUGGCUUCUUGCGUGCGCCAUGCCUCGUCUGCCUUGCGUCUGGCUUCUUGUGCACGCCUUUCCUCCUCCUCUUGGUGCCUUUCCUCCUCCUCCCUACGCCUUGCAUCCUCUUCCUUGCGUCUUGCAUCCUCUUCGCUACGCCUUGCAUCCUCCUCUUUCCGCCUUUCCGUCACUUCCAAGUAUUUCAACUCCUUUUCACGCUGCUUUCUCAGAUACUCUUUACCACGCAUCCUUUCCUGCUCAUCUAGGUCAUCAUCUAGCCACUCGUCCAGUUCAUCCGCAGACUCUGCUUCUGGUUCCUC